Molecule: messenger RNA, 1346 nt
Organism: Siniperca chuatsi (mandarin fish)
Lineage: Eukaryota; Metazoa; Chordata; Actinopteri; Centrarchiformes; Sinipercidae
Exons: 3
Coding region: 169-1341 (390 amino acids)
Source: RefSeq, a predicted model, not a curated record
CUUUCCUGGCUGGAUCGCAGCACCAAUCCCUUGCCACUGCUGGAUCGCAGCACCAAUCCCUUGCCACUGCUGGAUCGCAGCUGCCUGCUGCCUCGGUCGGAUCGCAGCAGAAACCAUCUCUAGUCGCCGCUGGAUCGCAGCCGCUUCCUGCCCCUGUUGGACUGCAGCAUGCCACAGAACCAUCUGCUGGGUCGCAGCACGCCACUGAAUUCUCUGCUGGAUCGCAGCAGUAUCCUCCUUCCCUGCUGGAGUGGCAGGCUCCGGGUUCCCAGACAUCACUGGUUCUGCCAGCUCCUCUACCAGUCUCUCCAUCACCAGCUUCUUGUCCUGCUGUCCCGUCGGCGGCUCCCUGUUCUGCUGUCCUGUUGCCGGGCCCUGAUCUGGUUCUCUAGCCUCCAGAGGGGUCCCGCCUUCGCGGCUGCCCGAGGUCCUCUGCUCCACACAUGUCCAGCCCCCAGGCCAUCCGCCCGAGGUCCUCAGUUGCGCACAUGCCCAGCCCCCGGGCCGUCCACCCGAGGUCCUCAGCUCCGCACGUGUCCAGCCACCGAGUUUGGUGAACUUUUUGUUGCACCUGGUUCCAGUGCCCAAUUCCCCGGCAGUUUUACCUCUGCUUGUACCUGCCUGUACCUGCCUAUCAACCACAUCACCCUCAAUAAACACUGUAGCCAUCUGGCUACUUCACCCCAUUACGCUUCCUGGUCAUCUGCAUUUGGAUCCAUACACCACUACACACAUCAUAAGACAAUAACAGCAGCACCAAUCCCUAGUCGCCGCUGGAUCGCAGUCGCCUCCUGCCCCGGUUGGACCAUAGCACGCCACAGAACCGUCUGCUGGGUCGCAGCAUGCCACGGAAUUCUCUGCUGGAUUGCAGCAGUACCCUCCUUCUCUGCCGGAGUGGCAGGCCCGGACAUCACGGGUUCUGCCAGCUCCAUUACCAGUCUCUCCAUUGCCGGCUUCCUGUCCUGCUGCCCUGUCGCCGGCUCCCGGUCCUGCUGUCCUGUUGCCGUGUCCUGCCUUCGCCGCCGGCCUCCAGAGGGGUUUCGCUUUCACCGCCGCCGAACUACGCCGCCGCCUCCUGUGACUCUCCGUCUUUUCCGCUGGCCUCCUGUGACUCUCCGUCUUUUCCGCUGGCCUCCUGUGACUCUUCGUCUUCACCGCCGGCCUCCUGUGACCUUCCUCCUGUGCCACCGGCAUUCCGCCAGGCCUACAGAUGGUUUUGAUCUUCGUCGCAGACCUCAUGAGGUCCUCAGCUCCGCACAUGUCCAGCCCCUGGGCCAUCCGCCCAAGGUCUACCACUUGGCCCUUGUUUGCACCUGUGUCUUGUUAUUUCACCUACCCUAGGGUAU